CCUGGCGGGAUAAAACCGGUCUGUGAUGCCGGGUGGAUGGGAACAAACUUGGGACGGAGAAGAGACGUAGGCCCAGGGCACCCUCUCAGAGGACCUAGGGCACUGAGGGCCUGCAGCCGUGGGCCAGGGCAGCAGCGCGGAGGGCGCGGAGGGGACCUGCGUGAGAACGCCCUGAGCCCCAGCGGGCCGCGAGUGAUCCUGGCGAUGCCUCACAACUCCAUCAGAUCCGGCCAUGGAGGGCUGAACCAGCUGGGAGGCGCCUUCGUGAAUGGCAGGCCACUGCCAGAGGUGGUUCGCCAGCGCAUCGUGGACCUGGCGCACCAGGGUGUCAGGCCCUGUGACAUCUCCCGCCAGCUCCGCGUCAGCCAUGGCUGCGUCAGCAAGAUCCUCGGCAGGUACUACGAGACUGGCAGCAUCCGGCCUGGGGUGAUAGGUGGCUCUAAGCCCAAGGUGGCCACCCCCAAGGUGGUGGAGAAGAUCGGGGACUACAAGCGCCAGAACCCCACCAUGUUUGCCUGGGAGAUCCGGGACCGGCUGCUGGCCGAGGGCGUCUGUGACAAUGACACUGUGCCUAGUGUCAGCUCCAUCAACAGAAUCAUCCGGACCAAAGUGCAGCAGCCCUUCAACCUCCCCAUGGACAGCUGCGUGGCCACCAAGUCCCUGAGCCCAGGACAUACGCUGAUCCCCAGCUCGGCCGUGACGCCCCCAGAGUCACCACAGUCUGACUCUCUGGGCUCUACCUACUCCAUCAAUGGGCUGCUGGGGAUUGCACAGCCAGGGGACAGCAAGAGGAAGACUGAUGACAGUGACCAGGACAGCUGCCGCCUGAGCAUCGAUUCACAGAGCAGCGGUGGGGCCCGCAAGCAUCUGCGCACAGAGGCCUUUGGCCAGCACCACCUUGAGCCACUCGAGUGCCCCUUCGAGCGACAGCACUACCCCGAGGCCUAUGCAUCUCCCAGCCACUCCAAAGGCGAACAGGGCCUCUACCCACUGCCCCUGCUCAACAGCACCCUGGACGACGGGAAGGCCACCCUGACCCCGUCCAAUACACCCUUGGGGCGCAACCUCUCAACUCACCAGACUUACCCUGUGGUGGCAGAUCCUCACUCACCCUUCGCCAUAAAGCAGGAAAGCCCCGAGGUGUCCAGUUCUAGCUCCACCCCUUCCUCUUUAUCUAGCUCCGCCUUUUUGGACCUGCAGCAAGCCGGCUCUGGGGUCGCAGCCGGCACCUCGGUCCCGCCCUUCAAUGCCUUUCCCCACGCUGCCUCCAUGUACGGGCAGCUCGCGGGCCAGGCCCUCCUCUCAGGCAGGGAGAUGGUGGGACCCACGCUGCCUGGAUACCCACCCCACAUCCCCACCAGCGGACAGGGCAGCUAUGCCUCUUCUGCCAUUGCAGGCAUGGUGGCAGGAAGCGACUAUUCUGGCAACGCCUACGGCCACACCCCCUACUCCACCUACGGGGAGGCCUGGCGCUUCCCCAACUCCAGCCUGCUGAGUUCCCCCUACUAUUACAGUCCCACGCCAAGGCCAAGCGCACCACCCACCACCGCCACAGCCUUUGACCACCUGUAGUGGCCACGGGGCAGCUGGAGGACCCAGCCGGGGACGGGCCCCAGAGAGUCACAGAAAGGAAUCUUUAUUUAUUACACAGAGACCAUGCAGGUCCAGCCUCACGGUCACUCCCUGUGUGGUUGGCUUCAAGACCCAUGAAACGCAAGACAACUCUGCAGAGGCCCCGUCCUCCAAGAUUCCUUUGUGGGAAAAAGAGUCUCACCCGAGAGAUGCAGACAAGGGACAUGCAGACAAGGGGAGACCAAGCGCUUGAGAGGGAUGGCAACCUGGCCCAGGGUGCCUCCCUGGCUCCACCAACAAUGUGCCAUAGCAGUCCCAGGCUGUCAGCACUCUGUACAACCCACGCGCCACGGCCACUGAGGGUCCCUUCCUCGGCUGAAGCCCCUCCUGCAUCCCCGUCUUGGCCAUGGGCUGAGCUCUGGGUCCCAUCAAUCUCAAGCUCCAGUCUCCGUCAAGGGGCCUUCCAGCUGUUGCCAUGCACCAGCAUGCCCUGCCUGUCAUCCCACGGCUCGUCUCAGAAACCAGACCCUCACAGCUGCAGACAGACUCUUCAAAGGGCCCAGCACAGAGCAGGCCGAGUUGCUGGGGAUCUGUGUCCCUCCGAUAGCCUUGCCACAGUCCCAGACCCCAACCCCUAAACCCAAGGAUACCUGCAGCCACCCACCAGCCAUGCCAGCUCCCUCUCAGCCCACAGCUCCUGCCCUAGGCCUGACUAUAAAUACUGCAGACGCAGCUCUGCUGGGCCCAGCUCCCCUCUGUCCACAUCUACUUGAGCAUCUCACCAAAUUGUCCGCGUUGGGCUUCUCUCCUUAAUGCUUCUUUCUUUAUUAAGGACCACUCACCAUUGCCACUCGAUUCAAUAAACCAUUACUCUGUCUCA
This is a messenger RNA of Pteropus alecto (black flying fox), 2452 nucleotides long. RefSeq names its product paired box 8 (gene PAX8). NCBI's taxonomy places the organism in Eukaryota, Metazoa, Chordata, Mammalia, Chiroptera, Pteropodidae. The transcript has 13 exons. The coding region runs from base 37 to 1572 and encodes 511 amino acids. Gene Ontology annotation, biological process: anatomical structure development; regulation of transcription by RNA polymerase II. The record is from RefSeq and is a predicted model, not a curated record. Gene Ontology annotation, molecular function: RNA polymerase II cis-regulatory region sequence-specific DNA binding; DNA-binding transcription factor activity, RNA polymerase II-specific.